AUGUCUGACCGCGAUCCAGUCCUCCACGGUCCGUACUCUCCACAGUACAUGAUGAACCCUACGGCCAACAACUUCGCUCCAACCCGUCCUCAGCAAAACGGUACGGCCAGCCAGGUGAGCAGCCCUUCCUCGUCAUACCUGGAGGCACGGGUUCUCAAUUUGGAGGAGGGACAUGCAAGCUUGCUCGAGGAUGUCAAUGGUCUCCGAGAACUGUACCACGGCCUCUCCUUCUCCGUCGACAAGCCAAAGAAAGGCGGUUGGCCAGUACAUGUUGGCCCGUUUCAAGAAGUGGACGCAAAGACAUCACACCAGGAUGCUGUACGACUCCGGGCAGAGUUGGAAAGCCUCAAAGACGAGGUACACGCAUCUGUGAAGGGCAGCGCUGACGUGCAAAAGGCGAAUGAUAUUGCCUCCUCCAAGACGAAUGGCAGUACGCCUCCCCAUCUCAGAGCUGCUAGUGUGACCAGUGGCGGUACAGUCAAGAGUUCGCUGCCUCCACAUUUGCGUGGCAAGAAAGCCGAACCCAGCAAUGACGGCAGUACUAAAGAACAGGUCGUGGCCCGCAAUUCUAAGAACCAUGUCACUAGCAACGUUCAGACUGAUGUAGCAGUCAAGCAGAUUCCUAUGCCAGCGCCAACUCCGCCUGUCUCACCAAAGACUGUUGGUCAGGAUCAAGCAUUGUCUCUCGAACGCAUUUCCUUGAACCGAGCUUGGAAGCCCUACCAUCUUACAACUCUGGACGCUUUUUCAGGUCCAAUUCUUCCAGGCGACACUACCUUCACAUUCCAUCCUGACUUCCUUGCCAACAUCCUUGGCGGAUCUUCUUGGUCACCGGGCCUACGCUUCGUCAAAGGCAAGGGUCCAUGUAUCCUCAAGAACCGCACGUACUACCAGCUAGACCCGCAGAACGAACCAUACCUUCCCGAGGCGCCUGGAGACCAUGGUGCAAAGCUCACUGCCUUCUUCAAUAAGGCUCCAGAGGAAGAGUUUGCGGAUCUACUUGAUGACGACUCAAACUCAUACGAGAACGUACCCAUGUUUGUUCUGACACGAUGGUCUGAUAAGUUGGACUACGACACCAUGACAGCUAGAGUACCUCAGCACGUCAAGAACUACUGGGCUGAGGAGCUCACGUCGACAACGCGCGAAGAGUGGGUUACCGAAGAGCUCAAAAAGCAUUUCUUUCGCAAGCCCGAGUACGAAGGCCGUCUUUCUGCUGCCCUAGACCACGAAACCACUAUCGAUUCUCAUGCAGAGAUCGCACUAACCGAGAAGAUGACCAAAGACGUGCGCAAGUACGUGGAACAACUUCGCGAGUGGGAGCGUGAGGCCAAUAUGAAGACCGCCAUGAUCAAAAAGCAGUCUAUUCUCAAGGCUUUCGAUGCGUCUGAUAUGGAUGAAGAACCUGCACUUCGCCUCUGGUGGGAAUACCUUGAGUGUGUCGACUGGAGGAAGGACUUCUACGAUCUCCUUGUUACACUUCAAGGGCGCAACCCUGGAAGCUAUUUACAGUAG
Messenger RNA from Alternaria postmessia, 1515 nucleotides. RefSeq lists its product as uncharacterized. The record is from RefSeq and is a predicted model, not a curated record. NCBI's taxonomy places the organism in Eukaryota, Fungi, Ascomycota, Dothideomycetes, Pleosporales, Pleosporaceae. The transcript has 4 exons. The coding region runs from base 1 to 1515 and encodes 504 amino acids.